Molecule: messenger RNA, 246 nt
Organism: Echinostoma caproni
Lineage: Eukaryota; Metazoa; Platyhelminthes; Trematoda; Plagiorchiida; Echinostomatidae
Source: the annotation of a GenBank genome assembly
AUGAUGAUCAUUCGCAUGAUGAUGAUGAUGAUGAUGAUGAUUCGAAUGAUGAUGACUUUCGGAGAUGAUGAUGAUGAUGAUGAUGAUGAUGAUGAUGAUGAUGAUGAUGAUGAUGAUGAAUCUGAUGAUGAUGAUGAUGAUGAUGAUGAUGAUGAUGAUGAUGAUGAUGAUGAUGAUGAUCAUGAUGAUGAUGAUGAUGAUGAUGAUGAUGAUGAUGAUGAUGAUGAUGAUGAUGAUGAGACAUGA